Trichoderma asperellum CBS 433.97 is the source of this 1200-nucleotide messenger RNA. RefSeq lists its product as uncharacterized. NCBI's taxonomy places the organism in Eukaryota, Fungi, Ascomycota, Sordariomycetes, Hypocreales, Hypocreaceae. The record is from RefSeq and is a predicted model, not a curated record. Gene Ontology annotation, cellular component: nucleus.
CUCAAUCAAAAUAAUUCAAGGAUUCUGAACUCAUUGAAUUUCAAUCCAAUAUUGUUUUUACUUUAUUUAUCCAUCUCGACGUCUUAUUUCACUUCAACUCAUAACGCUACAUCCAAUCAAGUCGCGUCAUGUCCAAGACCAUCACCGUUUUCGGCGCCACAGGCAACCAAGGAGGCUCUGUCGUCCACGCCAUCCUCGCAGAUCCGGUGCUCUCAAAAGAAUUCAAAGUCCGCGGCGUCACUCGCGAUGUCAAUAAGCCAAAUGCCAAAAGGCUCGCGUCCAUGGGCGUCGAGCUCGUAACAGCCGACAUGUCGUCCGCUCAAUCAGUCGCUCCCGCCGUUCAAGGCGCUCAUACCGUCUUUCUUGUGACAAAUUUCUGGGAGAGCAUGUCGGCCGACAUUGAGAUCUCCCAGGGCAAAGCCGUCGUCGACGCCUCAAAGGCUGCGGGCGUGCAGCACCUCAUCUUCUCGUCUCUCAUAAACGCCACCGAAGCCAGCAGUGGGCGUCUACCAAACAUUUUGCAUUUUGAUGGCAAAGCAGCGAUUGAAGAGUACAUCCGCCACAGCGGCCUUCCCUGCACUUUUGUCCUGCCGGGCAUGUUCAUGAGCGGCUUCGAGACGAUGAUCCAGAAGAAUCCAGAGUCCGAACCGGCAGGUUACACGCUGGCCCUGCCAGUCGAUCCGCAUAAGGCUAUAACGCCACUUUUUGACGCCGCUGGAGACACGGGGAAAUUUGUAAAGGCAGCUAUAAAAAACUUUCCUUCUCAAUCAGGAAAGCGUAUCCUGGCUGCGGCGGACUAUUACACGAUCGACCGGCUCAUUUCUGAGUUUUCUCAAGUGAUCGGCAAACCCGCCCAUGCUGUACGGAUUUCAGAUGACAAGUUUAAAUCGUUUCUAUCACCGGCUGCGGCACAAGAGCUCUUGGAGAACAUGAAGCUGCUGGAAGACCCUGGCUACUAUGCCGGUGAAUCUCUGGACGACAGUUUGGCCCUGCUGGAAGAGAAGCCGACAACUUGGAAAGAGUUUGUGGAAAAGAAUAAACACAAAUGGGCGUAAUUUCGUUCCUCGGGACGAGGGUCAGAGGUACUAGGAUAGCUUAAUUUAAAUGGUAUAUUCAGUUGCUUACAAAGUAGUAUCUAUGGGAUACCUGCUGUAUUGUUACAUUGCAACAAUGACUGCUGCCAACAGCUAAUGAUAGUGG